Messenger RNA from Danio aesculapii, 2749 nucleotides. RefSeq names its product ANTXR cell adhesion molecule 2b (gene antxr2b). The coding region runs from base 283 to 1746 and encodes 487 amino acids. Gene Ontology annotation, molecular function: signaling receptor activity. NCBI's taxonomy places the organism in Eukaryota, Metazoa, Chordata, Actinopteri, Cypriniformes, Danionidae. The transcript is spliced from 17 exons. The record is from RefSeq and is a predicted model, not a curated record. Gene Ontology annotation, cellular component: membrane.
UAUUCAUGUGCACUAAAAACCGGACCCUCUUUGAAUAAAAAAAGAAAAACUAAACGGAAUUAAAUUAAUCUCGAGUUGAAGAGAUGGAUCUUAGGAAAUGAGACGAAUAGCAUUUCCUGAAGAGCGCUGCAGGAGUGGCUUCGUAAACAUUGUAUUGUUCGGCGGUGCGCGCGCUGUCAUGCAGGAGUAAAGAACUGCGCGCUUCUUCCACGCGCGUCAACUACAUUUCCACUACUGGAUUUGAUGUAUUCCCAUAAUAACGACGUGUAGUACCUGACAGGAAUGAGAGGAGACAGCAAUCAUGCCAUUAAAGCGAAUUGGGUCCUCCAACUUUUCUGCAUCUCCCUCCUGACUCCAUUCGGGACAGGAGAAGAUGGGUCUUGCCAUGGAGCCUUUGAUUUAUAUUUUGUGUUGGAUCGGUCAGGCAGUGUGUCUGACAACUGGCUGGAGAUCUAUGGAUUUGUGGAACAACUUACGAAUCGUUUUGUAAGCCCGAAAAUGAGGGUGUCCUUCAUAGUCUUUUCAUCUAGUGCAGAAAUAAUCUUGCCUCUCACUGGAGACAGGGUGGACAUAGAUAGUGGUCUGCAGCAGCUGAGCAAGAUCAGACCUGCGGGUGAUACCUACAUGCAUGAGGGUUUAAAAAAGGCAAUAGAGCAAAUGACUUCCCAGGGUGCAAGGGCAUCCAGCAUCAUUAUUGCACUGACUGAUGGAAAGCUGGAGGUGUUUAUGAAUGAACUUGCUAUAAAAGAGGCUGAUCUGGCGAGACAAUAUGGAGCAAGGGUGUAUUGUGUUGGCGUAAAGGAUUUUGAUGCAAACCAGCUUACAGAAAUUGCAGACAACAAAGAUCAAGUGUUUCCUGUGGUGGAUGGAUUCCAGGCCCUCAAAAACAUUGUAAAUUCGAUUUUACAGAAGUCCUGUGUAGAAGUUUUUAAGCUUGAGCCCUCCAGCAUUUGCGUGAAUGAAUCCUUCAACAUUGUUUUGAGAGGAAGAGGGUUUACUCAGGGAAGAACCUCAGAGGGUGUGGUCUGCACAUUAUCUGUCAAUCAACAGGAUCCUUACAAUGAGAGGCCGAGUAUAGUGAAGGAUAAUUACGUGCUGUGUCCUGCUCCAGUGCUGACCGAGGUUGGACAAUCAAUCGAUGUGCUAAUUAGUCUAAACAAUGGCCAGUCUUUCAUUUCAACUCCCAUCACAAUAUAUGCCACCACAUGUUCUGAUGGGAUGGUGGCGGUGAUUGUGAUCCUGGUGCUUCUGGUGCUGGUGGGUUUGAUUCUGCUCUGGUGGUUCUGGCCUCUCUGCUGCACUGUGGUUAUCAGGGAUCCACCACCAUCUCGCCCGCCGCCUCCUCGUCCAAUACCUGAGCCUGAGAUUGAUCCUUUGCCGAAAAAGAAAUGGCCUACAGUGGAUGCAUCGUAUUAUGGUGGCAGAGGGCCUGGUGGUAUUACACGCAUGGAGGUUCGCUGGGGUGAGAAAGGCUCUACAGAGGAAGGAACGCGGUUAGCAAAAGCCAAAAAUGCUGUGGUCAAAAUGCCAGAGGAGGAGUUUGAAGAGCCUGUAAUAAGACCCCCUCCCAGACCACCACCAACAUUUCAGGCCCCGGUCCCAGACAAGUGGUACACGCCCAUUAAAGGACGGUUUGAUGCUGUGGCAGCAUUGCUGCGGAGACAAUAUGACAGAGUUGCAAUCAUGAGACCUACAGCAAAUGAUAAGGGGCGAUGCAUUAAAUUCACGCGGGUGCAAAGGCACUGACCACAUACAGUGAGCUUGGAUCAGUUUUAAGAUACUAUCAGGAAAGCCUAGAAAUUUGGAGUGUUUGUACUUGUAAAGUAUAUACAGAGGGUUCAAAAAGGUCAUUUUUUUCUGGCAUGUUCAGACUAGGUUUGGGGAAUCUGUUGGGAUACACUGUGCUAGGCUGUACAUCUGAAUUAUGUUUGUUUUGGAGUUUGUUUAUAUAUAUAAUUGAAGUCAGAAUAAUUAGCCCCCCUUUGAAUUUUUUUUUCUUUUUUAAAUAUUUCCCAAAUGAUGUUUAACAGAGCAAGGAAAUUUUCACAGUAUGUCUGAUAAUAUUUUUUCCUGGAAAAAGUCUAAUUCGUUUACUUCGGCUAGAAUAAAAGCAGUUUUUUUUUUUUUUUUUAAAACAUUUUAAGGUCAAAAUUAUUAGCCCCUUUAAGCUAUAUAUUUUUAUAUUUUUAUAAUGAACCAUCAUUAUACAAUAACUUGCCUAAUUACACUAACCUGCCCAGUUGACCUAAUUAACCUAGUUAAGCCUUUAAAUGUCACUUUAAGUUGUAUAGAAGUGUCUUGAUAAAUAUCUAGUCAAAUAUUAUUUACUGUCAUCAUGGCAAAGAUAAAAUAAAUCAGUUAUUAGAAAUGAGCUAUUAAAACUAUUAUGGUUAGAAAUGUGUUGAAAAUAAAUCUUCUCUCCGUUAAACUGAAAUGGCGGGAAAAAAAUAAACGGGGGCUAAUAAUUCAGGGGGGCUAAUAAUUCUGACUUCAACUGUAUAUAUCCUGCUGAUUUUUGCCUUUAAAUAUGUUUGACUUUGCAGCUUUUGUAACAGUUACCUUUUUAAGGUUUUCUAACUAUAAAACAAUACAGUGCCUUCUUGUGAAUGUGAUAUGAGUGAAUUUGAAAAGGAAGGAAAAUGUCAAUUAUUUUAAUGUCCAUCAUUUCUUUCAUUCUUAUUAUGAAAAGAUGUUAAUUUUCCAGUUUAUUUGUAGAUUUUUUUUUAAUUUUUUAAUUGACGUGUUUAUU